AUGCAGGUUAUUGUGCAACUACUCCGUAGCGUAAACUCGGGGCGAAAAUCGAAUCGCAACCGUUCGCCCAAACGUGACCCUCCCCUCGCCCUCGCUUUCCUUUCCCACGCUUCCGCUCUCUUUCGCCCGCGUCGUCGCCAUCGCUUCCGCAGCUCGUCGCGUGCCCGUCGCCUUCGCUCCGCCCGUCGCCUUCACUUCCCCCCCGUCGCCUUCACUUCCCCCCCUCCCCCCCCUCUUCCGUUGCCUUCAUUUCCCCCUCCCGUCGCCUUCACUUCCCCCUCUCGUCGCCUUCACUUCCCCCUCCCGUCGCCUUCAUUUCCCCCUCCCGUCGCCUUCAUUUCCCCUUCCCGUCGCCUUCAUUUCCCCCUCCCGUCGCCUUCACUUCCCCCUCUCGUCGCCUUCACUUCCCCUCCCGUCGCCUUCAUUUCCCCUUCCCGUCGCCUUCAUUUCCCCCUCCCGUCGCCUUCACUUCCCCCUCCCGUCGCCUUCACUUCUCCCCCCCGAUGCCUUCGAUUCCCCCUCCCGUCGCCUUCCACGCCUGCCGCACUCGCUUUCCCCCCGUCACACUCGCUUCCCCACCCGUCACCUUCACUUCCCCUCCCAUUGCCUUUCACACUCUCCUGCUCACUCCCCUGCUCACUCUCUUCCCCCCUGCUCACUCGCUUCCCCCCUCCUCAAUCUCUUUCCCCCUGCCCACUCUCUUCCCCCCUCCUCAAUCUCUUUCCCCCUGCUCACUCUCUUCCCCCCUGCUCACUCGCCUCCCCCCUCCUCAUUCUCUUUCCCUCUGCUCACUCCCCUUGUUCUAACCCCACUUUCCCCAUUUCUCACCCAUUUUCUCCCUUCACGCUCUCUUACCCCCUCUGCUCGCCCCUGUUUUCCCGACUCACUCCUAUACUCACUCUCUCCCCCCCUGCUCACUCUCUUCCCCCCCUGCUCACUCUCUUUCCCCUUGCUCACUCUCUUUCCCCCUUCACACUCUCUUUCCCUCCCUUCCGCCCGUUGCCCCCCUUCGUCACGCGCUCGUCCCCUCGCAAUCCCCGUCUCUCUCUCCCCCCGUCGCCCUCGUUUUCCCCGUCGCCCUCCCUUCCACUCCUCGUUGCCCUCGCCAUCCCUCCCUUCUCCCUUCCCAUCUCUCACACUUGUCACACCCCCUUUCCAACCCGCACAUACACCCUUCCCUUCUUCCCUGUUUCCCCGUAUCCCCUGCGCUGCUUCCCCCCAUCCUCCGACUUGCUCCCCCCAUCCCCUUCCCUGCUUCCCCCCGUCCCCUCCCCUGCCUCUGCCCAUCCCCUUCCCUGCUUCCCCCCAUCCCCUUCCCUGAUCCCCCCCAUCCCCUUCCCUGCUUUCCCCCUUCCCCUUCCCUGCUUCCCCCCGUCCCCUUCCCUCCUUCCCCCGUCCCCCUCCCAGCAUCCCCCCAUCCGCUUCCCUGCUCCCCCCCAUCCCCUUCCCUGCUCCCCCCCAUCCCCUUCCCUGCUCCCCCCCAUCCCCUUCCCUGCUUUCCCCCUUCCCCUUCCCUGCUUCCCCCCGUCCCCUUCCCUCCUUCCCCCGUCCCCCUCCCAGCAUCCCCCCAUCCGCUUCCCUGCUCCCCCCCAUCCCCUUCCCUGCUUACCCCCAUCUCCUUCCCUGCUUCCCCCUAUCGCCUUCCCUGCUCACCCUUGCUCCCUCUGUUUCACCCUUGCUCCCUCUGUUUCACCCUUGCUCCCUCUGUUUCACCCUUGCUCCCUCCCCUUCUUCUCUGCUCACUCUCUUACCCCUUGCUCACUCUCUUUACUUCUGCUCACUCUGUUCCCCCCUGCUUCCUCUCUUCCCCUCUGUUCAAUCUCACCAGAUGUGGCUUUACCACGGCCUGGUUUAUUGCUUGCAGUGUAG
Molecule: messenger RNA, 1869 nt
Organism: Closterium sp. Naga37s-1
Lineage: Eukaryota; Viridiplantae; Streptophyta; Zygnematophyceae; Desmidiales; Closteriaceae
Source: the annotation of a GenBank genome assembly